Molecule: messenger RNA, 1068 nt
Organism: Talaromyces amestolkiae
Lineage: Eukaryota; Fungi; Ascomycota; Eurotiomycetes; Eurotiales; Trichocomaceae
Exons: 1
Coding region: 1-1068 (355 amino acids)
Molecular function (GO): oxidoreductase activity
Source: RefSeq, a predicted model, not a curated record
AUGACUGAGCCAAACACCCAGCAAGUCCACCACAUCCAGCCAGCCGAGCUUCAGAACUUUGUUCAACGAGUUUUGGUCGGCAACGGCGUACCCGAUGACCAUGCCACCAUAGUUGCGCGUUGUCUCAUCCAAGCAGAUCUUCGAGGCGUCGACACACACGGCUCAAAUCGCAUUCCGUCCUAUAUGAAGCGUAUUCGCCAAAAAGUGCUAGAUCCAUCCGCAAUCCCAGAAUUGAAGCAAGUCACACCGGCUGCUGCUAUAGUCGAUGCAAAGAAUGGAUUCGGCUUUGUCGCAGCUCAUAUGGGAAUGCAAAAGGCGAUUGAGAUGGCGCAACAGAUUGGUAUUGGGAUGGUAUCAAUUAAACAUUCAAACCAUUUUGGCAUGUCGGCCUGGUUAGUGCAACAGGCGAUUGACGCUGGGAUGAUGUCGCUCGUAUUCACCAAUUCGUCGCCUGCAUUGCCUGUCUGGGGAGGAAAAUCUCAGCUGAUGGGUGUCUCGCCUAUUGCCUGCGGAGCACCAGCUGGCAAAGAGCGACCGUUCAUUCUGGAUAUGGCUCCAUCAGUCGCCGCGCGAGGCAAGAUCUACAAAGCGUUACGAAGAGGAGAGAAGAUCCCUACUGAUUGGGCUCUUGACAAGGAUGGAAAUGUGACCGAUGAUCCUGCAAGAGCUCUUGAAGGCGUCAUGCUUCCUAUGGGUGGACCAAAAGGAUCUGCAUUAUCGAUUAUGAUGGAUGUGUUUUCUGGUGUACUGUCCGGAUCUGCGUUUGCAGGUCAUGUAACGGGGCCAUAUGAUCCAUCAAAACCAGCGGACGUUGGACACUUUUUGGUGGCCAUCAAGCCUGACUUGUUUAUGGACUUGGAGGAGUUCAAAUCACGAAUGGAUUAUUUGUAUCAGCGUGUCGUUACCUCUGAUAAGGCAGCUGGUGUGGACAAGAUUUAUUAUCCUGGAGAAAUUGAGCAGAUUACACGAGAUAGACGGCUGACUGAAGGGAUACCUUUUACUGAAGUAGAGAUCGCAAAUUUGAAUGAGGAGGCAGAGUUGGUCGGUGUCGAAAAGUUGAAUAUCUAA